AUGGCGUGCCGCUGCUGCUCGGAGGGCCGGCGGCACAGCAGCAUCCUCUACAGCAUCCUCCGCAGCCAGGAGGAGCGGGCGGUGCCGGCGGCCGGGCCGGCGCCCCGGGGCUGCCCGUGCGGGUCGCGGCGCAGGGUGGCCCUGCGGAGCCCGCAGGUGGCUUGCAAGGCGGCCUCGGCCGUGCUGGUGAAGACGCUGCGCUUCGUGCAGAACGUGCCCUGCUUCCAGGAGCUGCCGCUGGAGGAGCAGCUGCUGCUGGUGCGCAGCUGCUGGGCGCCCCUGCUGCUGCUGGGGCUGGCGCAGGAGCGGGUGCACCUGGAGACGGUGGAGAGCGCGGAGCCCAGCAUGCUGCAGCGCAUCCUCACCGCCCGGCAGCACGGCGAGCGCCCGCCGGCACCGGCACCAGCACCGGGCCGGCCGCACCACGGCCCGCACCCGCCCUCGGCCGGAGAGAUCCAGGCCAUCAAGGGCUUCCUGGCCAAGUGCUGGAGCCUGGACAUCAGCACCAAAGAGUACGCUUACCUCAAGGGGACGGUGCUCUUCAACCCGGAUCUACCUGGACUGCAGUGUACACAGUACAUUGAAGGAUUGCAGAGGGAAGCACAACAAGCUCUAAAUGAACACGUCAGACUCAUUCACAGAGGUGAUGAAGCCAGAUUUGCCAAGCUCAAUGUUGUUCUCUCCUUGUUGAGAUCUAUUAAUGCUAAUGUGGUUGCUGAAUUAUUCUUCAGGCCCAUCAUUGGAGCAGUGAACAUGGAUGACAUGCUUUUGGAAAUGCUUUGUGCAAAAUUAUAGUUAAAAUUAUAAAGGUGUGUAAAAUAAUGACAAGAAGUCCAGUGCAAAGGAAGCCCCAGAGCAGGAUAGUGUAAAGUAUUGUAAAUAAACUAACUUAUUGUUUUUACAUAGAUAGUAUUUUUGUAUUCCAUAAUAAAAUAUUCUUCAAGUUC
Messenger RNA from Melozone crissalis (California towhee), 947 nucleotides. RefSeq names its product nuclear receptor subfamily 0 group B member 1 (gene NR0B1). The transcript has 2 exons. Bases 1 to 795 code for a protein of 264 amino acids. Lineage: Eukaryota; Metazoa; Chordata; Aves; Passeriformes; Passerellidae. The record is from RefSeq and is a predicted model, not a curated record. Gene Ontology annotation, cellular component: nucleus; cytoplasm. Gene Ontology annotation, molecular function: transcription factor binding; transcription corepressor activity. Gene Ontology annotation, biological process: negative regulation of transcription by RNA polymerase II.